GCUAACAAGAGGUACAUCAUCAAUCUUUCACCAUCAGCGAGGUGUUUUCUCACUGAUCAUCCUCCAGAAAAAUAGUAAAUAAAAACGACAUAAAAGAUAAGAUGGCCACCUCCUCCUCCACUCUGGAAGAAGACGAGAGUUUGAAAGGUUGUGAAAUCUUUGUGCAGAAGCACAACAUCCAGCAGAUCCUCAAAGAGUGCAUUGUGAACCUCUGCAUCGCUAAGCCCGAGCGUCCUAUGAAGUUCCUGCGGGAGCAUUUUGAAAAGCUGGAGAAGGAAGAAUGCAAGCAGAUUAUGGCACGCCAGAAAUCUAACAGCCAGUCAGACUCACACGAUGAUGAAGUUUCUCCUCCUCCACCAAAUCCUGUUGUCAAGGCCCGCCGCCGCAGGGGAGGAGUCAGCGCAGAAGUGUACACGGAGGAGGAUGCUGUCAGCUACGUACGAAAGGUGAUUCCUAAAGACUACAAGACCAUGACUGCCUUGGCUAAAGCCAUCUCUAAGAAUGUGCUGUUUGCUCACCUGGAUGACAACGAAAGAAGUGACAUAUUUGAUGCCAUGUUCCCAGUCACCCACAUCGCAGGAGAAACAGUUAUCCAGCAAGGUGAUGAAGGAGACAACUUCUAUGUGAUAGACCAAGGUGAAGUGGACGUGUAUGUGAACGGUGAGUGGGUGACCAACAUUGGAGAAGGAGGUAGUUUUGGAGAACUGGCUCUGAUCUAUGGGACUCCAAGGGCUGCCACUGUCAAGGCCAAGACUGAUCUGAAACUGUGGGGCAUCGAUCGAGACAGUUACCGACGCAUCCUCAUGGGUAGUACACUGAGAAAGAGAAAGAUGUAUGAAGAGUUCCUCAGCAAGGUCUCCAUCCUCGAGUCUUUGGAUAAGUGGGAGCGUCUGACCGUGGCUGAUGCUCUGGAGCCUGUUCAGUUUGAGGAUGGAGAGAAGAUUGUGGUGCAAGGGYAGCCUGGUGAUGACUUCUUCAUUAUUACAGAGGGAAUAGCCUCUGUUCUGCAGCGCAGGUCUGAUAAUGAGGAAUAUGUGGAGGUGGGACGUCUUGGACCCUCUGACUACUUUGGUGAGAUCGCCCUGUUGUUGAAUCGUCCCAGGGCAGCCACCGUUGUCGCUCGUGGCCCCCUCAAAUGUGUGAAGCUGGACAGGCCUCGCUUUGAGCGCGUGCUUGGGCCUUGCUCAGAGAUCCUGAAGAGGAACAUCCAGAGAUACAACAGCUUCAUCUCCCUCACCGUGUGAGAGUUCCCCACACCAGCAGCAGUGUGCAACAUCAGCAUCAACAUUUUAUUGAGAGGGUGGCAAGUGGGGUUGUGAGGAGGAGGCAGGGUAAAGAUUUUAGAUCAAACAUUACUUUCACAAGGCUAAUAUUUUCUCUGUUUUGCACGUUUUUUUUAAAACUUUGUGCACUUUGACUUGAUCUGUUCUGUCACGCAGCUUUAUGUCAAACACAACAAUGCAGGGGUGUAAAAUCAGGAGGAAAAUUCAUGAUGUAAUAUAAACAAAUCAUGCAUACAGUGUGUUGGCUGUACAUGAUGCAUGCAAGGCUGGCACAAAAUAGUGUUUGCACUUUGAAYUUAUURAUGAGGGGUGGAAAUGUGGAGGAAGCAAAGUAAUCUUUACUUACAGCGUGAAGAAGUGAGUUAACAUUUCCUUGUUUGCCUUUAUUUUUUACAUCUUACUGUGUGUGUCAUCAUUUCUAGAACAAAAUACGCACUACACAGAUCUCUGUUCUCUAAAAUGUACUGUAGUGCUAGAAAUGUAAAAAAAAUUCCUUGGUCGUAGCUUCUUUUUUCUUCUUUUUAAAAGCGCUUUUACUGCUGAUAUCAGUUGUAUGUUGCGUUAAAUGCUAACUUUGCAAAUAUUUUUUUUUACAUUUCGAACAAAUCACAUGAAAGGUAGGAAAGCAUCUUGAAGCUUCUGUUGUCAUUUCAUCCAAAGCAUGAUGAAUCGUUUUUGUUCCUUUAGGCUACAAUGUUGCCAAAAACUGACACAUAACAUUCCACUGAGUUUCUGAAAAUAUAUGAAGCCCACCUCCAUGGACUAAUUAAUAUAUUAAUUUCAGCCUAUGUAGUUCCUAUAAGGCAGCUGGUCCACAUCCUGAGGAACAUAUCAAACUUUAUAAAAAUUGCUGUUUUACUUUGCCAUUUUUUCCACAAUGAAACUCCUCAAAACUUCUGGGUCUCUGUGCUGCUUAAUACUUUGAAAAUGUGAGCUGUUUUUUUGUCUUUGCAUCUAAAUAUGAUACGUUUUCGUAAGAGGAAGGAGGACUUCAGCUGCACAGAAAAUACUUACUGGUACGAUCACUUUGUUAUUGAUUUUAGCCAUCAUAGAUUACUUGACAGAAAAACUGUAAAAUCCUGUAAAAUCUUUGUUUUGUUUGUGCCACCCAAACUAAAUGAUAGUUUGUUUGUUUCAGUAGAAUUUUUUUCUUCUCCCUGAAGCAGUCUCAGUACUCUAAAGGCCCAGUAGUAGUAUCUCACUGCUUCAUUGUGUCCACUUUCACUGUCUCAGGACUGAAUAACUCCUCAUCUCAAUCCCAUCCACAUCUGAUGCUUUUUAAAACAGAUUUUGUUCAAUGCAGUGCUGGAGGAAAGUGUUUGUAUCACUUAAAAGUUUGUUGCAUCGUGCCUAAUUUAGUUUUUUUUUAACACAUUACUUAUAUGUUCUAAAUAAGAAAGAGUUAAAUAUAUUUCUGCUUUGGUUUCAUUUACAACACUCUGUAAAAACUGCACAACUGACCAAGCAACUGAUGUAUAAAUAAGACCUUAAGAAAAAAGAUUCUUUCUGAAUUUUCUCUUUCUGUGUAUCUUUUUCUUUCACCUACAAAACCAUAUUGGGCAAAUAAAGACAAGCUUGAUUCACGUUGUUA
Austrofundulus limnaeus is the source of this 2874-nucleotide messenger RNA. It is a transcript of the gene prkar1b, whose product is annotated as protein kinase, cAMP-dependent, regulatory, type I, beta. Lineage: Eukaryota; Metazoa; Chordata; Actinopteri; Cyprinodontiformes; Rivulidae. Gene Ontology annotation, cellular component: cytosol; cAMP-dependent protein kinase complex. The transcript has 11 exons. Gene Ontology annotation, molecular function: cAMP-dependent protein kinase inhibitor activity; protein kinase A catalytic subunit binding; cAMP binding. The record is from RefSeq and is a predicted model, not a curated record. Gene Ontology annotation, biological process: negative regulation of cAMP-dependent protein kinase activity. Bases 102 to 1244 code for a protein of 380 amino acids.